CUCCCCUCUUCUUCUUCUUCUUCUUCUUCUUCUGCGCCAACGGCGGGCGGGUGAGAGAGAGAGAGAGAUAGAGAGGGAGAGGGGGGAAGAGAGCGAUGGAAACGAGGAGCGGCUCGCGAUACCCGAAGCUCCAAUCGGAGGUUAAUGGAGGGGAGGGGGAUAGGAAGCGGCGGAGAGGCCAAGUCAAGGAAUAUUUAUCCGGGAAGCGGCGGCGAGAAGCGUCGCCGGCGGAGGAGGGAAGUGGUGAUGAAGAGCCCAACUUUUUAAAUCAAUUGCCGGACGAUAUUGUCGUCUGUAUCCUCUGCAAGCUCAGCUCCUCCGCCGCUUGUCCUUCUGACCUAAUCAACGUUCUCUUAAUCUGCAAAAGAUUGAACGGAUUAGGUUUGCAUCCCCUGGUUCUCUCGAGGGCGGCGGCGAAAUCACUCGCUGUCCGGGCGAAAAACUGGUCAGAAUCCGCUCACCGGUUCUUAAAACAGUGCGCCGAUGCCGGAAAUCUUGAAGCAUGCUUUAUUCUCGGCAUGAUCCGAUUCUACUGCCUCCAGAACAGGGGGAGCGGGGCGGCGCUGAUGGCGCGGGCGGCGAUGGGGUCGCACGCGGCGGCGCUCUACUCGCUGGCGGUGAUCCAGUUCAACGGCAGCGGGGGUUCAAAGAACGGCAGAGACCUCCGGGCCGGCGUCGCGCUGUGCGCCCGCGCGGCCUUCCUCGGCCACGUCGACGCCCUCCGCGAGCUCGGCCACUGCCUCCAGGACGGCUACGGCGUCCGCCGUAACGUCGCCGAAGGCCGCCGCUUCCUCGUUCAGGCCAACGCCCGCGAGCUCGCCGCCGUCCUCUCCUCCUCAUCCUGGCCACCGGCGGCGGUGCCGACAGGGUGCUGCCCCCUUCUGAGCGACUUCGGGUGGAGCGUGCCGGCGACGGAGCCGCACCCGGCGAACCGGUUCCUGGUGGAGUGGUUCGGCGCUCGGGGCGGCGUGGCGGGGGACGAGCUGAGGCUGUGUUCGCACGGGGGGUGUGGGCGUCCGGAGACGCGGCGGCACGAGUUCCGGCGGUGCUCGGUGUGCGGGACGGUGAACUACUGCUCCCGUGCGUGCCAAGCUCUGGACUGGAAGCUCGCCCACAAGGUCGACUGCGCCCCCAUGGAACAAUGGCUCCUCGACGGCGCCGCCGCUCCGGCGGCGGCGGUGGGUGGUGGUGACGCUGCGAUGGAGUGAGGGAGGAAAGGUUUCGUGACGUCGGAAUCAGAGUCGUCAAUUUUCUCCCUUUUUCGUUGUACAGCAGGGAAAAUUAGGAGUAGGUCUCCUCUAUAUUUAUUUAUUUAGAUUCCCAUUUUAGGUGGAGACAUGGUGCCUCUUUUGAGGUAAAAGCUUUUCGGCUCUUCCUAGUUCUAAUUUAAUUUAUGGAAAAAUUGGAUCUGUUUUGAU
Messenger RNA from Phoenix dactylifera (date palm), 1418 nucleotides. Its product is annotated as F-box protein At1g67340. Gene Ontology annotation, molecular function: protein binding. NCBI's taxonomy places the organism in Eukaryota, Viridiplantae, Streptophyta, Magnoliopsida, Arecales, Arecaceae. The record is from RefSeq and is a predicted model, not a curated record.